Prosopis cineraria is the source of this 1929-nucleotide messenger RNA. RefSeq names its product ribokinase. Lineage: Eukaryota; Viridiplantae; Streptophyta; Magnoliopsida; Fabales; Fabaceae. Gene Ontology annotation, biological process: D-ribose metabolic process. The transcript is spliced from 8 exons. Gene Ontology annotation, molecular function: ribokinase activity. The record is from RefSeq and is a predicted model, not a curated record. Bases 73 to 1395 code for a protein of 440 amino acids.
ACCGUGGCCCGUCAAAGUCAAAGGCAAAGGCAAACCACUAGAUGAACGCAACCUUCGAUAGGAGAAACAAAGAUGAAUGCAACAACGCUUUCACCUCCAAAUCAUUGGCAACCCAUAACGCAAAAUCAAUCUGGCAGAGCAUUAAACCCAAAUCAAAUCCUUCGAUUCAACAAUCACCACGGUCACCAUAGGUUUCCUCGUCUUUGUUUCUCCGUAAAUCCUUCCCAAAACCAAACCACGCCAGCCCCAGUAAUUCCCACAAGCCCUCCACUUGUGGUGGUCGGAUCCGCCAAUGCCGACAUAUACGUGGAGAUCGAGAGGUUGCCGAAAGAGGGUGAGACCAUUACGGCGAAGACCGGCCAAACCCUCGCCGGCGGGAAGGGGGCUAACCAGGCUGUCUGUGGUGGGAAAUUGUCGUACCCAACGUACUUUGUGGGUCAGGUGGGUGAGGAUGCACAUGGGAGGCUGAUCUCUGAGGCUUUGGGCAAUGGUGGGGUUCGGCUCGAUCAUCUGACCACUGUUGGGUUUGCACCAACCGGGCACGCUGUGGUGAUGCUUCAACCAGAUGGACAGAACUCUAUAAUCGUCGUUGGUGGUGCCAACAUGAAUGGGUGGCCUGAAUCUCUAUCUGAUGAGAAUUUGGAGAUUGUGAGAAAUUCAGGGAUUGUUCUGCUUCAGAGGGAGAUCCCAGAUUCUGUUAACAUUCAAGUGGCAAAGGCCGCAAAGGCCGCUGGUGUUCCAGUGAUAAUGGAUGUUGGUGGUGUAGAUGCUCCAAUACCACAAGAAUUACUGAGUUCUGUUGAUAUUUUAAGUCCGAAUGAAAGUGAACUCAGUCGCUUUACAGGAUUAUCUACCAAUAGUUUUGAUGAGAUUACUCAGGCUGCAUCAAAAUGCCAUAAAAUGGGAGUUAAGCAAGUGCUUGUGAAACUUGGGGCCAAAGGAUCUGCCCUUUUCGUAGAAGGUGAAGAACCAAUUGUACAACCUGCUAUUUUGGUUGAAACAGUCCUUGAUACUACCGGAGCUGGCGAUACAUUCACUGCUGCUUUUGCGGUGGCUUUAGUGGAGGGCAAGUCCAGAAAAGAGUGCUUAAGAUUUGCUGCUGCAGCAGCUUCUCUUUGUAUUCAAGUGAAGGGAGCCAUUCCUAGCAUGCCUGACAGGAAAUCUUGGCUGCUUCUUGGAAAUGAUAUGUGCAACUGCAUUGCAUGUCAACAAGAUUUUUUUCUGAAUUGGCAAGAGCAGUGUCUUCAUUUCAUAACCAGCGACAUUAGCGGUUGGCUUGCAACAAGUGAGAGAGGAGCACCCGCAGGAGGAGUUGUCAGCAUAUGUGUGGGAGGAGAUUUGGCUGGAAGUGUGUCAGUGCUGGUGCUGCAACAGGUGAUGACGCUGGAGUAUUAGCUACAGAGUGCUUUCUCAUCUUCCCCAGUAUGGCAUCUGGCUAGAAUGUGCGCAAGAUGAGAACAGAGAAAGUAAAAUCAAGCCGCUUGGUGUCAACCAGGGGUGCGAGGUACGGCACGGCUAUUUAGUAGUAGAUACUCAGUUCUAAGUUCAAACUUCUAUACCCUAAUUUGCAUCACCAAAAAAUAAAGGGAAAGAAAAUGUUUGAGGGAUACAUGAAUGAACCAGUGGCAAAGAAUGAUCAUUAUUGUAAAGAUACAGAGAAGGAAUCUGAAUUGCUUGGUGAUUGUAUCCAUGGUGAAUGCUCCUACCGGCAUUCUCUAGGAGCUUACAAGAUGAUCCCUUCGUAUAUAUGUUUUAUAAUCAUGCUAAUCUAAUCCCUGUGGUUCCAAUUAUUAGAAUGAGGAUUUUGUUAGUUGAUAACAUGUUAGUACAUUUAUAGUUUAUACAAACUCGAGUUAUGAGAUUUGCACUAAUUCUAAUAAACUUGAAACUCAACUCUUGUAAUAAAUGCACAGAUUGACUUGUUUGUCA